This is a messenger RNA of Schizosaccharomyces osmophilus, 396 nucleotides long. RefSeq names its product histone H2A alpha (gene hta1). Gene Ontology annotation, molecular function: protein heterodimerization activity; DNA binding; structural constituent of chromatin. The transcript has a single exon. The record is from RefSeq and is a predicted model, not a curated record. Bases 1 to 396 code for a protein of 131 amino acids. NCBI's taxonomy places the organism in Eukaryota, Fungi, Ascomycota, Schizosaccharomycetes, Schizosaccharomycetales, Schizosaccharomycetaceae. Gene Ontology annotation, cellular component: nucleosome.
AUGUCUGGAGGUAAAUCUGGUGGUAAGGCAGCUGUAGCCAAAUCUGCUCAGUCUCGUUCUGCCAAGGCCGGUUUGGCCUUCCCUGUCGGUCGUGUUCAUCGUUUGUUGCGUAAGGGUAACUAUGCUCAACGUGUUGGUGCUGGUGCUCCCGUCUACUUAGCUGCCGUUUUGGAAUAUUUGGCUGCUGAAAUUCUCGAAUUGGCUGGUAACGCUGCUCGUGACAACAAGAAGACUCGUAUUAUUCCCCGUCAUCUUCAACUUGCUAUCCGUAACGAUGAAGAAUUGAACAAACUUUUGGGUCAUGUUACAAUUGCCCAAGGUGGUGUUGUUCCUAACAUUAACGCUCAUCUUUUGCCCAAGCAAUCCGGCAAGGCUAACCCCAGUCAAGAAUUUUAA